AUGGAACCAUCUGUUCCAGCUUUCUCUGGACCUUUAAUCCAUGAUUUCCCCGAGUCGCUGUCUCCAGGUUCCAUUAUCCCAAGAAUCCCCGGGCCUCCUCCAUCACCUCAAAAAUCACCAUCGACACUCUCAGCUCCAACUACUCCUCGAUAUGGUGAACCGUACUCUCCAUUAACACCGAAAUUUCCAGAAGCCCCAGUUAUUCCAAAAAUACCUGGUCCUCCUCCAUCUCCUAAAGUUUCCAGACCGUCGACUCCUAAAGCAAAAGAACCACCUUCCCCAAAAUUUUCUGAAGCUUCUAUAAUUCCAAAGAUUCCAGGCCCACCUGUUUCACCCAAACACUCCCGUCCGACUACUCCAAAACAGAACGAAGGGAUACUGAUGGACACUUCUAAACCUUCAGUACUGCAGCUGUCACAGGGUCAUUCUCGCCCAGCAUCACCACUCUUGAACGAGUUGUCUACGAAAGAAAUAACAAAGAGUCCAAAAUUAAGAGAUCCACCAGCUUCACCGAGAUCACCACAAAGAAGCGUGAAAAAGCCACCGGAUGAAUCAAUGCCAAUUGAUGAAGAACUUAACAUAGUCAUUCCGCCUACAGUAGCUGAGCAUCCGCAGCCACCAAAUCAGCUGUCUGUCGUAUGUGACAUAUAUGAGUCACCCAAGAGUUCUCCAGUUCGUAAGCCUUCAGUGAAACGACCACUCCAGCGGUGUUUGACUCUUCCGACAAAAGAGCGCGAUGACUCAGAGUCGCUUCUAGCAACAAUGCCAGAAAAAAUUGUAGAAGAUCCUGGUAAGAUACCAGAAAGUGAGUCCUUCGACCAAGAGGAGAACAGAGACACAGUUGCUGAUGGUUGUCUGCCUACACGACCGACCCUGUUCGACCUGCGACCGCGACCGAAGUUAAAGACCCAAUGGUCGAUGGACGACAGCCGGUCAAACAGAGUACCUGCAGGCGUCCCCUCAAUGAAGCCAGCGGAGAAGCGCAGGCGAUUUUUCAUGCGUAAGCAGACCAACUCUGCUCCUGACUCUUUUGAGGGUCCCGGCCAUCUCAGUAUUAAACCGAAAGAGCAUCACUCAGUCAGCUUCUGUUUGGGCAGCGUGAGGAAGUGUAGAGGAUCUGACAGCUCCAUACAGCCGCCUACACUUCCAACAAUAAAACUCGAGCCGGAGCUUGGCGUGGAACACUUGGCUGAUUUACGAUACCCAGACGGCGAUCCUCCAUGUCACUUUUGCUGCCAACAAACCAGCACAUCCAUUCACGAUGAGAAUCGUCUCAAGAUAGUUAGCGGUGGUUUGGUUCGUAGCAGAGACGGAAGUCGAGAUGACACAGGGACCCAUUACAUGAACUUACCAUCUCCAAACGUCCAACACGAAGGCAACCAGGAGACGGUGUUCCACAGCGUGCCGCGCGGCGAGAGCCAGAGCGAGCUGCAGCAGGCCCAGGCGCGGCCCGAGGCGGGCAGCGAGGAGCAGGAGCAGCCGCCGCCCGCCUCCGCGCUGACGCGCCGCCGAGCGCUCGUGCCGCCCAAGCUCAUCACCGACUCCGUCGACGACCGCCGCCUGUCCGCGGGUUCAGACAACUCUCAGCGAACUCGCCGCAGCUCCAUCGUGGUCAUCCCCCCAAUGCAGAUCUGCCCAGGCGAUCUCCUGGUGUACAGCAAAGUACUCACCAAUCGUAACAAUCUCUUGGAUAUUGAUGGUUCAACGACAAGUCUUGCUGUAUCUGACACAGGCACUGAUAGUAAGAGAAGACCGUGGUCAAUGAAUAUUCCACAGUCCUGGCUGCUUCACGGAUCAGCUGAGGAUAUCAAUCGGCCCGAAUUUCCAAGCGGAUCUUUGCGAAGACAAAAGCGUAUACGCUACCGAUCGGCGACGACACUUGAUGGGGUGAACUCCAGAAAAGGAAAGAACACAUGGUCACUUUUAAGAUUAUUCGAGCGAUCUAGCCGAGGCAAGUCCGGAAGCAUCUGCGGGCUGGAAGAGGUUCUGAACUGCCUGCAGCGGAUAGAUUUCGAUGACGAGCAACUGUCACGGUUCCGCGGAAUGUGCUGGAGCGAGUUCGUGCAGUACUGCGAGAAGAAGGAGAAGGCGGGCAGCGGCAGCGGCACGCGCGCAGAGUGA
Molecule: messenger RNA, 2121 nt
Organism: Schistocerca cancellata (South American locust)
Lineage: Eukaryota; Metazoa; Arthropoda; Insecta; Orthoptera; Acrididae
Exons: 11
Coding region: 1-2121 (706 amino acids)
Source: RefSeq, a predicted model, not a curated record